This is a messenger RNA of Desarmillaria tabescens, 2315 nucleotides long. RefSeq lists its product as uncharacterized. The record is from RefSeq and is a predicted model, not a curated record. NCBI's taxonomy places the organism in Eukaryota, Fungi, Basidiomycota, Agaricomycetes, Agaricales, Physalacriaceae. Gene Ontology annotation, molecular function: monoatomic cation transmembrane transporter activity. Bases 265 to 2208 code for a protein of 647 amino acids. The transcript has 6 exons. Gene Ontology annotation, cellular component: Golgi apparatus; membrane. Gene Ontology annotation, biological process: transmembrane transport; zinc ion transport.
GGCCAACUAGGGUUAGGGUUCACCGAGAUUGUUGUCUUUUUGCCUCCACGUCCUUCUCAACAGUCACCCUCAUGUACUGAGCGACCAAAGGUAAUUGUAUCUUCCACUAGACCUGUAUUUCCGCCGAGAAAAGCUGAUUUUCGACAACAGGUACGCGUGCAGGGCUAUCUCUACGUGAAGAAGCACCGGAGCCGACUUAGAGAGCGAUAUCAGUGCAUUUACUUAGGAGAAACGUCGUUGGCUAUCCUAGGGUCCUGUCGUAAAAUGGAAUCAGUACCCGCCCUUCACCGACGCAAAUCAAGCAACCCAGACGACGAUGAGAGCAUCCUCGUAGCUAAGCAGUCGACGACGCCAGUGACACCACCGAGAAUGAUACCGUCCAUCGUCGUUCCCCCACCGCCGCCUCGCAGUCGUGUCCAGUCGACACCAAAUUUCGAGCCAAAACUUUCCUCUGCCGGCCCGUUUCGAACAACGUUCCACGUUCCACGUACUCCACCAGGGGCGAACGGUGCAAUGCUCUCUCCUUCUCGCUCUACGUUUCCUUCUAGCCAUGCUCGAACACGUUCAAUAUCGACACCAUACUCCCCACCGCUCCCUUCGCCACUCUCCUUUUCCUUCCCUGGAAACUCACUAACCAUACCGACAUCGCAGUCGGCACCUACAGCAUUGACCUCCGCCAACGAAACAUCACCAAAACAGAGCCGUCGGCAUUCCCGAAUUCACUCCCGCAACCUCUCCGUUUUCUUCCCGCGGCCCGGGUCUCUUCCAGAAGCCACAAUAUCCGAGGAUGGCUCGCAGAAAAUCGAAGCAGCUGGUGACAUUGAAGCACCAGUAUCUUCGGUUCCCUCAGCCGACCCCAGCGUGAGCAUGCGUGCCCCCCUUACACCUCUUGGUGCCGGAUUCACGUUCGGUGGGCGUCCGCCUUCUUCAGCGGGCCUCCAGAUGCCACCGCUCAUGUCCAAGUCAUCCUCGUCGACAUCCUCUUCAAGACGUGGUCACCAUCACAAACACUCCCUCUCUCACAACUUUUUCUCUUUCCUGGAGCCUGGCUCCCAGGUCAGGCCUGAGGACCUACACACCGUGCCUACGCCUUCGCCUGUUUCUCAGUGGACACCGGUGUCACCUAUACCGACCUCUGCUUCUUCUACGAGUCACACUCAUGAUGACGAAGACCUAGAGCCAAGUGUGCCAAUGGGUGCCAUAUCAUUGACGUUCGCACAAUUUGUCUUGGGCGCGUGGUUGUGGGUAUGCGGACAGCAAAUAGGCUCUCUAGGGUGUACAGGUCUGGGAUAUUGGGUCGUGUUUGAUGCAUUUGGGCUUGGUUUGGGGAGUGUCCUUCCUGGCUGGCUAGGAAAUGGAAGUGGGAAAAAGGAGAGGAUACGACGGCCGUACGGGAAUGCGCGGAUAGAAACUGUGUUAAUGUUCGCCCAGUCCGUGUAUUUGAUGUUUUCUUCGGUCUAUGUCUGCAAAGAGACCGUCGAACACGUCUUGUUGAGUAUGGGAGGCGGAGACGGGCAUCACCACCACCAUGGGGAUGAGGAGACUGGAUUUGGGAUUGACUUUCCCGUUAUAUCAAUACUGCUUUCUAUCUGCUCGAUAGUAGCAUCUGCAUUCUUUUUCAAUAAUCAUGACAAGUUGGUCACCGUGACCGGAAACCGGAUCCCCUCGCUUGGCGCAUAUAUUCGUUCGUUGUCUGCUACUCACCACGUGCGCGAUCUUCCACCUACAUCUCCUUCUGCGAUCAUACUCUCCAAUCCAUACAUAUCGAGCUCUCUUUUAUUCGCAUCGUGUAUCCUUUUCGUUUCCUUCCUCAUCCCAUCAUCCCAACACCAAGCUUGCGACCUCGUAAUCGCAACUCUUAUAACCGUGGUGACUUUCAACGUCUCCUACAGCGCGUCCGUCAUACUAGGAGCUGUGCUCCUUCAGACAUCACCUCCCCGAGGCUCCGCAGGCGGGCGGAUGGAGGCAUUUUUACGUGCGAUGCGCGAGGUUGAACGACAUCCCCAAGUUCUUCACCUCCCCGCCCCACAUAUAUGGCAGCUCACACCGACGUCUAAAGGCGGAACGCUCGUGGUGACGAUGGAACUCCAUGUACGGCCGGACUUGGGCGACGAUGAGGUGUUGUCACUGACUAAAUGGACUUGGGAGCGAUGUACGAACGCGUUGGGUGGUGAGAGGGAGGUCACUGUGGGAGUUGUUAGAGGGUGAUGUGAUGAGGGGUGGGUAUCUUGGGUAUUGUUAUAAGUUAAUAAUCACUAUACUGCUCAAUGGAUUUGGAUGCUCAUUCUGGCCAGGAUGAGUUUUAGAGUGGUGGG